AUCGUCACCACUUCCGUCCCGCUCCUCCAGCCAACACCGGUCAAGCCUACCUCGCUCGCCCCGCUCUCUCCGAACCAUACGAGGACGAGCAACCCCUUCUCCCCCCUAAUCAAUGGCGGGUCGGGCGACGUCGGCAAGUGGGAGAGCUUCAUGUCGCGCUAUGGUGGGGCGCCGGGGUGGGAAGAUGCUGCUCUGGACCGGGCACUCAUGGAGCCUUUCACGUACACCACUUCCCACCCUGGGAAAGACAUCAGGCGCACGAUGAUCGCUGCUUUCAACAGGUGGCUGCACGUCCCUGCCGAGAAGCUGGACGUGAUCAGUCGCGUCGUUAACAUGCUGCAUAAUGCUAGCUUGAUGAUGGACGAUGUGGAAGAUGACUCAGCGCUGCGCCGCGGCUUCCCUGUGACGCACAAGAUAUACGGCAUACCACAGACGAUCAAUACCGCCAACUAUAUCUAUUUCCUCGCUUACCAGGAAUUGUUCGCUCUGCGUCAGGGGCAUGCCGCGUCCGCGCACAAGGACGUCCUUCCCGAGGUCCAAGCGCAGGAUGUCUCCGACUCCGAGGGCGAGGAGGAACAGAAGCAGGGACAGCUCGCUCAAACCCAGCUACAUGCGGUACAGGAGCCGCAGUCGCAGCCUCAGCCUCAGACGAGAUCCCUGGGAUUGGACGAACUCGUCACGGAGGAACUUAUCAACCUGCAUCGUGGACAAGGGUUGGACUUGUUCUGGAGGGACAGUCUGAUCUGCCCUACGGAGGAGGAAUACGUCAAUAUGGUGCUGAAUAAGACCGGAGGGUUGUUCAGGCUGGCGGUGAAGCUCAUGAUGGCGUGCAGCGAGAGUAACGUGGAUUACGUACCCCUUGUGAACCUUAUCUCGGUGCUCUUCCAGAUUAGGGACGACUACGCCAACCUGGAGUUGAAGGAGUACUCGAGCAACAAAGGGUUUGCAGAGGACUUGACGGAGGGGAAGUUCUCCUUCAUCGUCGUCCACUCUGUGAGGGCGGAUACGACCAACCGCGUCAUUUUGAACGUGCUUCAAAAACGGCCCACCACGCCCUCAACAAAGAAGUACGCGAUAGAAUACAUGCGCGACCACACGCAUUCGUUCGAGUACGCUGUCGAGGUCCUGCGGAGCCUUGAUGCCCAGGCGAGGAGGGAGAUCGAACGCCUAGGGGGCAAUAAGGAGCUGGAGGGGAUUUUGGAUAUGUUGAAGGUUUAGUUUGCCCCUGCAGACCGGGCGUGUGUCUUUUUUUAUUGGGUUUGUGUGUAAGAAUUAGUUCAAC
Dacryopinax primogenitus is the source of this 1282-nucleotide messenger RNA. RefSeq names its product terpenoid synthase. Gene Ontology annotation, molecular function: prenyltransferase activity. Gene Ontology annotation, biological process: isoprenoid biosynthetic process. The record is from RefSeq and is a predicted model, not a curated record. The coding region runs from base 151 to 1218 and encodes 355 amino acids. NCBI's taxonomy places the organism in Eukaryota, Fungi, Basidiomycota, Dacrymycetes, Dacrymycetales, Dacrymycetaceae. The transcript has 8 exons.